AUGUCUUUCGAAGAACGCCCAACCAUUGUUGAUGUAGACCAGGAAAUUACUAAAGAAAUACACGGCUACACAAAAAUGAAAAAAAAGUAUGUAUGGGUUGGUCCCGAGCUUUAUUUCUACCCAGACACUUACAGGACCUUUGGCCCUAAAUUCUAUGAGUUCGCUAUUCGGCCGACCGACAUCUUCCUUGUAGCUCAUCCUAGAACAGGGACUACAUGGGUGUCUGAGAUGAUAUGGCUUUUAAACAAUAACUUGAACUAUGCCAAAGCUAAGAAUCUCGACAUCGACAGCAGAUUUCCCCUCUUAGAUUUGUGCCUCGUAUUAACACCGGAAUCAGAAAAGGAACGCUUAAACCGGAUUCCUAAUGAGAUGGACAAGCAAUUCCUAAGGAAUCUAGUGGAACCCACAGUCAAUAAGAUUAUUAAUGCCCCUUCUCCAAGAUUGAUUAAGACCCACUUGCCCUUUUCUUUACUACCUCCAACUCUACUAGAUACCACAAAGGUUGUUUAUCUCAUACGAGACCCGAGAGAUGUUAUUGUCUCUAUGUAUCAUAUCGGAAAACUACGCUUCCUAAAAGACGAUGUUGACUUUGCAACAUUUUGGAGUUUAUUUCGACGUGGCCUGGUAACUUGGUCGCCCAUAUUCUCGCAUUUAAAAGAAGCGUGGAGAAUGAGAGUUAAUUCAAAUAUGUUGUUUUUGAAAUUCGAAGAAUUGUCAGCAAACCUCCCAGGAUCAUUGCGACGUCUAGCCAAUUUCUUCGGUAAGAGUUACAGCGACGAUCAAAUCCAGAGUCUUUCCAAACAUCUCGGUUUUGACGAGUUCAAGAAAAACUCCGCUGUUAAUCAAAGCCAAGGUUUCCACAAACUGGGCAUUGUCAAUGAAGAUUAUGCUUUCAUUAGAAAAGGAAAAGUUGGAGAUUGGCGCACAUAUUUUACAGAUGAAUUAAAACCGGACGUAGAUAAAUGGAUGAGUGACAACAUGAAGAAUAUAGAUCCAAGUUGUCUAUUAUAUACCACAGAGGGAUAA
This is a messenger RNA of Leptosia nina, 1026 nucleotides long. NCBI's taxonomy places the organism in Eukaryota, Metazoa, Arthropoda, Insecta, Lepidoptera, Pieridae. The record is from the annotation of a GenBank genome assembly.